Trichoderma virens Gv29-8 is the source of this 1323-nucleotide messenger RNA. RefSeq lists its product as uncharacterized. The transcript has 2 exons. The annotation marks the transcript as partial. The record is from RefSeq and is a predicted model, not a curated record. NCBI's taxonomy places the organism in Eukaryota, Fungi, Ascomycota, Sordariomycetes, Hypocreales, Hypocreaceae.
CAGUCUCCGGAAAAAAAAAUUAGGCAUGCCUCUAAAUAUCUACUUUUUGCAAAUCGCCAGAGUCUGCUCUAUCCCCCUCUCUGUAGGCAAAACAACUGGUUAAAAGAGUGACCAGGUAUCUUCCAUUAUUCCCUAACAUUUCAUGAUUUAAUUGUUCCAUCCAUGCCCUCCGAUAAUAUCCCAACCUAACCCGUUUGAUAACGAAUGUAAUAAUUCCAGGGGAGAAGACGCUACAUAGAGCAUUCCUGGAUUAUACAUUACUAAAUAAUUCCUUCAUUUCUUCCGACACAAUCUGAUGAAAGAAGAUAGACCCUUUAAAAACAGAAAAAAAAAGGAGGGGUAUAAAUAUUCGUAAAGGAGAGUUCAUAAAGUAACCAAAGCACAUGGCCAUAUAAUCCCAGCACCCAGCCAUACACACACACUCGCGAACAUACGCAAGGGUAAACCCUCGCAUUUAAAUCACCAACAGGCCCAGAAUGGCCGCAAUUAGGAGACCAAAGUUCUCGCUAGGUCGAGAGAGGUCAUUCGAAAUCGGCACCCCGCUUGUUGGUGAAGUGAUGGGGCCUGUUCCUGUGGCUCCGCCACUACCACCGCCGGGUGCUCCAGUUGGUCCAGCACCACCUGAGCCGCCGCCUUCAUUUGUUCCAGUUGGUCCAGCACCUCCGGCUCCGGGGUUGGUUGAGCUUGCUCUUUCCAAAGCCCCGGGAGAAGUGAAUCCCGACACGGGAGGGGUAAAGCCUAUAUCAGAAGAGGAAGAUCCUGAUGCGGAUGCACUUGAGGAUGCUGACCCAGAGGUGCUGCUGGCAGAUGACUCUGUGCCAGAGGGCGGCUGCGAGGCUGAACUUGAAGAAGGAAGACUCGACGAUGGCGGUGCUGAAGAGGACGAGGGCGGCUCUGACGAAGACGAGGGCGGCUGCGAAGAGGAACUGGUCGACGAAGCCGGUGGUGGCGAUGAUGACGAUGUCGGGGGCGUAGAGGUUGGCGGUUCAGGCGAACUACUUGUCGGAGGGCUGCUUGAAGAUGAACUGGAGCUGGAAGUGCUUGUAGGAGGAGGAGGGGGCGCGGUGGUGGACUGCUUAGUUGUCGACUCCACGGAGCUCGAAGUUGUCGUUUCAAUGAAGGAUGUCUGGCUCGCAGAGACUUGCGUAGUGGAUCCCAGCGUAGGCGUCGUCGUCACUUGUGACUCGGGCCCAGUCGUUGUCGACGACGGGGGUGUUGAAUCGCAGACGAAGAGGUUCGCUUUGAAUUCUUCACUCAGUAUUGCCGGGAAUUCAGAUGCUGGGACACCAGGUAGAUUCGUGGUAAUACAGGUAGUGCAGCCAG